AUGGCGAGCACAGAAGAAGAGCAAGACUUGAAGGAGGCCAUUAAGGCCUCUUUAAUAUCGGCCGGCACGCGUGCGCAGACUGCGGAGCAGACUGAUAGCUCCGAUCGGCUUGGUACGGAACCCAUUGCGAGAAUCGACGACUAUGUCCCCGUCACGCUUGAAUCCUCGACGCUACCGUUACAUUUGCAACCACAAAUCAUGCAAGACGUACCCUAUCGGCAAAGAAUUGCCAUUCAACGAUACAAGAUGCACUUUACCGAGGUAGAAUUUAACGAGGGGGACACGCUCGUUUUCGUCGACUUCCCCGAGCCAAGCAAAGGUGACAUACCAGUGGACUGCGAGGGAGCGCCCUUCCGCUCGCAAAAGUUUCGCGUGCAUUCAGAGAGGUUGCUGGCGACAGGCUCUUCGAAAUUUGCCGAAAUGCUCCAGCCGACAUAUCAGUUUCGUAUUUUCCGCCGCCGAGAGUUGGUUAACAAACUGCCCGAAGGCGUCAAAUAUGUCUUGGAUAUGACACCACCACCUGAGGGCGACGAAAUGGUGUUUCAAGUUACAGAACUGUCCCUCACACCUGGAAUUAUCAAAUGGUGGUCCUCUUAUGCCAGACUAAAUGCCCCAUUCUAUCUCGUCAAAGGUCACGACGAUGUCUGCCCUUGCAGACGCCUCGCCAACUGCUUCACGACUGCUGCAUCGACGAAGCCUGCUGCUGUCAGGGACAGUCAGGCGAGACCAGCCAAAGAAACCAACUCUGCCUUAAAGCUUCCUCUUACUGUGUCAGAACUUGUACUCGCCCGAAACCGCGGACAAGAGCGUCAGGUCGAGGACGUACCCACUCACUUCAAUAUACCAGACUAUUGUCCUAUUCGGCACCGCAACGGCAUCAUCCGCUUGCUGAUGCUGAUUGAAGACAAAGAAGUCUUUAUUGACUCUGCUAGUCGAUUAUGGACCAUUGUAGCACUUGCUAAGAUAUGGGAUUGCGUAUCCGCUGUCCAGGAUCCAGUGAUUCAAUGGAUGUUGCAGGGCAAGAACAGCAAAUUCAUCGAAGUCCUUCCGGAGGAAGCCAUCAAGAUUGGCGGCAUCAUUGAAAACUCUCAGAUAACCCAAACAGCCUUUAGAGUCCUCGUCAACGAGCUUGCAUUUGAGCAGACAGCCAGCGACGAGAUGAAGCAAAAGAUGGACUUUAAUCACGUCACUUUUUUCGGCAGAAGGAAAGGUGACCCUGGCGACGAAUUCAGCAAUUUGAUUCAACACGCUACCUUGGCACUUGUUGAGCGUAUCGGGAAGCGUCUUACCGAAUUUCAAGGGCACGAUGUUUUCACGUCGUGGGAUUAUCCCGAAAACCCUACUCUCGUCAAAAUCGAAGAGGCACUGGCGUCGGCGUCUGCGCAGUCAUGCAAAGAGGCUCUGAAGCUCAUUAUGGACCUCAAGACACAGCUCAAAUUAGAACUGAACAACGAUGGUCAAGAAAAGUGUCGACGCCAUCAUCUAUUACCUACAGUGGAUCAGAAACAAAUUGAUGCGGACAGAGCUACGUACACGGAACCGCAAGACUUUUCAGAGUUUCGAGAUAUUUACAGAACCAUGACGCCAAUACAAAAGUUGAUGACGUGCUAUCCGUACAAGCAACCAGAGUCAUUCACGACCUGGGCUGAUGGUAGCUUGGUAGAAAACUCGUCGUUCUCCCCGGCUAAAUUUACAAUUUGCCUGGGGAAAGAGCUGGCCGAGCUCUACGACCGCUACAGAGACCGCCAUCCAUGGAAUGGAAAGAUUAGCUCCAAGUUUAUGCAUGCCCUGUCUGAAGAAUGGCGCGACGCGCAAAGCUGCUCCCACCCGUUUGGGCAGAGAAAUCUGGAUUUGCGUGGGCGCUGGAAGCCGGAAAAGACUGCGGAGAACGACCUGGAGCUGCAGCUCAUGCACACCAAACACCUCCUGUAUACGUUGACGAGCAAUGAGACCAAGUUCCUGCCGCUGUGGGCGGGCGGAUGCAACGACGGCACCGGCGGAGUGUUCGAGGACCCACUGCCGCCCGCCGACAUGGGUCCCAGCGGGCCCGGCCCGGCAUACCGCACCGGCCUCACGAUCCCCUCGGCCGCGUCGAGCCUUUCAGGCUCCUUUGUUGAAGAUAUGGCGGAGACGCGCCUGGUAGGCAGCACGACGGCGGCCUCAGUCGACGUGCAUGACGGCGCGGCAUCGACCGUGUAUGGGCACGACCAGGUCAUUGCUGACGACGCCUCGGUUGCAGCGGAGACUUUUGAUUCGGACCUUUCCGACUACCACGAGGCGCGGGAAGUGAUUGGUGCGCCGGGGCAGAGUAGCCGGGAGGAUACAGUCCCGCAGAGCUUUGACUACUUCCUACUGGCGGCAGAUGGCGGCUCGGACUCGGACGCUACCAUCGGCUGCGAUGAUCUGAAAGCGAUUGAUGGCGACGACGACGACGACGACGACGACGUUGACGAUGACGAUGACCGCUAUGACGAUGAUGAUGAAUUGUACUUGUUGAGCCAGGAAGAAUCUGUGGCUGAGUGGGAAGGAGCGGAUGCUGAAAUGGUUACUGUCUAG
Beauveria bassiana ARSEF 2860 is the source of this 2556-nucleotide messenger RNA. RefSeq lists its product as uncharacterized. The record is from RefSeq and is a predicted model, not a curated record. Lineage: Eukaryota; Fungi; Ascomycota; Sordariomycetes; Hypocreales; Cordycipitaceae. The transcript has a single exon. The coding region runs from base 1 to 2556 and encodes 851 amino acids.